AAAGAUCACACAUGACUAUAUUUAGGCUUACAUAUUGAGAGAAUUUGAUGAAUCAAAGUAGUUAGAUGAACAGUUCAAAAGUGUGGACAAAUACAGAAAGCUCACGGAACCUAUUUAAAUUUAGUCUAAUACGGAGUGUAUAUUUAUACUCCUGACUCUCUCUGGUGUCUGGAUAAUCUUAACCCUCGAUCGCUCUUGUGAAGCUCCUUUUCUGUUGUCCCUCUCUUUCUUGUAGGCCCUAAGAAUUCCUCAUAGAGAUUGAAAUUCCGGUGAAGAUCGCAAGAAACAUGUCAGCCGGUAUCGCCCACGGUCGUCUGGUGGAGGAGCGGAAGUCGUGGCGCAAGGAUCACCCCCAUGGUUUCGUUGCUAGGCCUGAGACGCGCGAGGAUGGUACAGUUAACAUGAUGGUGUGGCAUUGCAGUAUUCCUGGAAAGGCAGGGACUAUUUGGGAUGGAGGUUACUACCCUCUGACAAUGCACUUUAGUGAAGACUACCCAAGCAAACCACCAAAGUGCAAACUGCCCCAAGGAUUUUUCCACCCCAAUAUCUAUCCUUCAGGAACAGUUUGUCUUUCAAUCCUCAAUGAAGACAGUGGUUGGAGACCAGCCAUUACAGUGAAGCAGAUUCUGAUUGGUAUCCAAGAUUUGUUAGAUCAGCCAAAUCCAGCGGAUCCUGCUCAAACUGAUGGAUAUCAACUUUUUAUUCAGGACCGGACGGAGUAUGAUCGGAGAGUUAAACAGCAGGCCAAGCAAUACCCUCCUCCAUUGGCCUAAAUAGUUGUCAACAAUACUUGUUUGGUUUUGUUGUAACGUUGACAAGAAUUUUCAACAUAGGUUAGCUAGUUUAUUUGUGUUGAUUUCCUGACUUUGAUUCUAUUUCUUGUUCUAUAUUACCAAAGAGUAUGAAUUCAUGUUUUCUAGCUGUGGUGUGAUUAGAACAUAAAUUGGAAGUUGUAAUUUUCUUUUGGAGAAGGAAUUGCGCCCGUGUGGUCAUGCACU
This is a messenger RNA of Cuscuta campestris, 998 nucleotides long. The record is from the annotation of a GenBank genome assembly. NCBI's taxonomy places the organism in Eukaryota, Viridiplantae, Streptophyta, Magnoliopsida, Solanales, Convolvulaceae.